Messenger RNA from Papilio polytes (common Mormon), 2401 nucleotides. Its product is annotated as pentatricopeptide repeat-containing protein 1, mitochondrial. NCBI's taxonomy places the organism in Eukaryota, Metazoa, Arthropoda, Insecta, Lepidoptera, Papilionidae. The coding region runs from base 296 to 2380 and encodes 694 amino acids. The record is from RefSeq and is a predicted model, not a curated record. The transcript has 4 exons. Gene Ontology annotation, molecular function: protein binding.
UGUAAAUAACCUAACCUAAAAAUAAAUAUAGUUUAUACAUUUUAUAGUUGUGUACAAAUAAAUAUUUAAUAAUUAAGGGCAUAAUUUCUCCUGAUCUAGCUUUGGCCAACGAUUCGAAACGAAUAAAGUGCUAAACAGAAUCGUAAGUUGUAAUAUUCGUUUAAAAGGGUUUACAGUGAAGGUAUUGAAUUUAAAUAAACUUAAAUCAAUAAAUAUACGAUCUAGCAACAUUAAUAUUAUUGUUUUGCAAUUUACGACAUAUUUCAAUUUCAAUGCAAAAUCUUGUUGCAAGCAGAUGUUCAUUAUGGCACUUUUCAAAAUGUAUAGUUUGAGAAAUAUGCGAGUAAGUUUGAAGCGCUUUGACUUUGUUAUUAAUAAAAAUUAUGCCUCCUCUUUAAAAACAUUGGACGAUGAUAGAUCGAAACAAGUUUUCAAAACGGAAACAAAUUUGAAAUUUAUUGAAGAUCCUGAUACAUUUGGCACUUUAUCAACUAAAUUUAAAAGUAAUGCCAAAGAUUUGCUGGAGGAUGAAGGAGAUAUUAAAGAACAAGAGUAUCUCGAAAAAAUCCCUCUACCAAGUCAAAAAUUAACUAUCAAGCAGUAUGCUGAUCUUAUAAAACAAUAUUUAAAACAUAAGCGUCUUAAAGAAGCAAUAGACAUAUUAGAAGUAAGAAUGUUAAAAGAAGAUAGAGUGAAACCAGAAAAUUAUAUUUACAAUAUCUUAAUAGGAGCCUGUGCUGAUGUAGGAUAUACCAAAAAGGCCUUUAAACUAUUUAAUGAUAUGAAAAGGAGGGCUCUGAAGCCAACUGGUGAUACAUAUACCUGUUUGUUUGAAGCAUGUGUAAAUAGUCCCUGGCGUUUAGAUGGUUUGAAGAAUGCAAAGCAUUUAAGAGAACUAAUGAUAGAAAAAGGUGUUGAACCAAAUCUUACAAAUUACAAUGUAAUGAUCAAGGCAUUUGGUAGAUGUGGUGAUCUACCGAUGGCAUUUAAAAUUGUAGAUGAAAUGAUGACAAAGAAAAUUAAAAUUAGAGUUCACACUUUUAAUCAUCUUCUACAUGCUUGUAUUAAUGACAAAGAGCAUGGUUUACGACAUGCCCUACUAGUAUGGAGAAAAAUGUUGACUAUGAGAGAGAAGCCAAAUGUUUACACAUUCAAUUUGAUGCUGAAAUGUGUUAAAGACUGUAAUUUAGGCUCCAAAGAUGAUAUUCAAACUUUAAUUGAAGCUAUUCAAGAUCAAAUUAUGUUAGAUUUAAGCAGAGUUAACAGAUUACAGAUAGAAUCAAAUAAAAGUGUCAAAAGUAUCGAAAGUAAGAAAUUAAAAAAUCUAAAUAUUGAAAAACAACCAACUCUACAAACUGGCAAUGAAUCAAUGAACCCUAAUGAAGAGAUUAAUUCAGAAGAUCAAAAUUUUGUUCCUAGUGGUGGAACAAGUAGAGAAAUAACUGUUCAUAAUCAAAACAUGAUAACAAUACUCCCAAAAGAAUAUAAAACAAUGAAAAGUGAAAAAAGAACAGUUCCCAAUUUAUUAUCGAAGUUUUUACAAUUAAAUCAGGUGUUAUCACUACAAGAAGUGAAAACUUUACAAGAUAAAUUUGCAAUUGUUGGUGGGCAAGAGGAUUUUCUUAAAGAAAUGGAUGCACUAUCUGUAAAACCUGAUAUUAAAACAUUCACACAAAUGUUACCUUUAAUAGAUGAAAAUAGAGAUAGCGAAAUAAACAUUAUUGAGAAAAUGAAAUCUUUAAAUGUAAAACCAGAUAUAGAUUUUUAUAAUAUGCUUAUUAAGAAAAGAUGUUUACGUAAGGAUUAUGAUGGUGCAUUUGUUAUUAAAGAAUUAAUAGAAAAUGAAGUUAAAAGUUGCAAAAAAAGUUAUCAACGCAGGAAAGCUAUAAAAUCUAACAUCCUGACAUAUGGAGUUUUGGCAAUGGCUUGUAAUACACAAGAGAAUGCUGAAAAAUUACUUAAUGAAAUGAAAGAAAAGCAACUGAAAGUCAAUAUUGAAAUUUUGGGAACAUUACUGAGACAUGGUACAGUACAACUGAAAUUUGGUUAUGUUUUGUACAUCAUGGGUAUUCUAAAGGAGGAGAAUCUGAAACCAAACGAGGUCUUUUUAAAACAUUUGGAAGCUUUCCAUGAUAAAUGUGUAAAUAUUUUAAAUAAGGAUGAAAAAAGUGCAAAUGAAAGUUUGUCAUUGUCUUGCAAAAGUUUUCUAAGCAAAUAUGAGACAUGGCUGAAAGAUGUACACAUUGAAGAAGAACAUCCUUGGAAACAAUUCAUGGAGGCACAUCCUGAAACUGUGCAAAGGGAGAACAUUACAAUAAAAGAACCGAAAAAGUUUUAUAAAAGAUCUCGUCAAUUUAUUCGUUAUGCUCCGAGAGUUUGAAAUACAAACUGGUACUAGAAA